Danaus chrysippus (African queen) is the source of this 3858-nucleotide messenger RNA. Lineage: Eukaryota; Metazoa; Arthropoda; Insecta; Lepidoptera; Nymphalidae. The record is from the annotation of a GenBank genome assembly.
AUGAGGACCCGAAGCAAUUCGGGGGUCCGAUUAGAUUAUUAUCAAAGAGUUGUUCAUAAACUAAUUUUAGACCACCAGCAACCUGUUACGGGUCUGUUUCCAGCUAGUUCUAAUAAUGAUCAUGCUUGGAUUAGAGACAACUUAUACUGCAUACUGGCAGUAUGGGGCCUUUCUAUGGCAUUCAAGAAAAUCGCCGACCAAGAUGAAGAUCGAGCUAAAACAUACGAGUUGGAACAGAGUUGUGUGAAAUUGAUGAGGGGAUUAUUAAAUGCUAUGAUGCAGCAAAAGGAUAAAGUGGAGAAAUUUAAAAGCACCCAACAUCCACUGGAUUCCUUACAUGCUAAGUACUCAUCUAUCACUGGCUGCACAGUUGUUAAAGACAAUGAAUGGGGCCAUCUACAAAUAGACGCUAUCUCGCUCUAUCUUUUAAUACUUGCUCAAAUGACUGCCUCUGGUCUGCAAAUAGUAUUCUCCCUAGAUGAAGUGGCAUUGAUCCAAAACUUAGUAUUCUAUAUAGAGUCUGCUUACUGCACUCCCGAUUAUGGUAUAUGGGAAAGAGGAGACAAAACAAAUCAUGGCUUACCUGAACUCAAUGCUAGUUCCAUUGGUAUGGCUAAAGCAGCUCUUGAAGCAAUGAACGAGCUCGAUUUAUUUGGGGCUCGAGGAGGGCCAUCUAGUGUUAUUCAUGUUUUAGCAGAUGAAGCACAGAAAUGCCAGGCCGUUUUACAAUCAAUGCUUCCUAGAGAGUCUAAUAGUAAAGAAUUGGAUUCCGGUCUACUCUCAAUAAUAAGUUACCCGGCAUUCGCAGUUGAUGAUCCUCAACUUAUCAACAAGACGAGAGAGACAAUUGUGUCGAAACUGCAAGGAAAGUACGGCUGUAAGCGUUUCUUAAGAGAUGGUCACAAAACACCACGAGAAGACCCAAAUAGACUGUACUACGAGCCAUGGGAAUUGAGGAUGUUUGAGAAUAUUGAAUGCGAAUGGCCAUUGUUCUUCUGCUACUUGAUCUUAGAUUACUGGUUCCAGAAUGAUAAAACAAAUGCAACGGAAUACUUGCAGAAGCUCGAGAAGAUCAUGAUAAGGAAAGAGGAUGACGGAAUCAAACUUGUACCGGAGUUGUACGCUGUGCCGAUCGAUAAAGCAAAUCAAGAGCAGCAGGAACCGGGCAGCCAGGAACGAAUUCCGUUGGGAAGGUGUCCAUUUUUGUGGGGACAGUCGCUUUACAUACUUGGGAAAUUAUUGCAAGAGGGAUUUUUGGCAGUCGGAGAAUUAGAUCCGCUGAACAGAAGAUUGUGUUCGGAGAAGAAGCCUGAUGUUGUUGUCCAGAUCGUGAUACUGGCUGAGGACAAUGAGAUCAGGGACAAGCUUCUGGAGUAUGACCUUCAUGUUCAGACUAUCAGUGAGGUGGCACCUAUUGAAGUACAGCCCGCGAGGGUGCUGAGCCAUCUGUAUACUUACUUAGGUAGAAAUAAGAAACUUGGUCUAUCAGGUAGAAAAUCUCGCGAUGUGGGUAUAUUGAGCACAAGCAAACUGUACUCUUUGAAUGAUCGGAUAUUCGCUUUCACACCACAGUUUUCUGAUAUGACGCGAUUCUACAUAGCUUCCGAUUACGAACUGAUGGUAGAUCUAUUGAAGGCUGAGAUUAAUUUCCUCAAGUCUUCGUGGCAGAACCUUCUUGGGAGACCGCUCAUUAACUUCGACUACGAGGAGUACUACAUGACUCGCGACCCGGCGUUGCUCGCGAGUACCUUCACAGCCAACGUAGCCUUCCUCGGCAUGAGCUGGACCCAAAUGCUGGGUCGACCUACCGUCACAUUACUCGCAACUCAGUACCUGCUCGAUCAAGGCAAAAUCCCGAUGGCAAUGAUAACUACGAUGAAGAAACUUAAAUCGGGUUACAUCAAUGGUACCAGGGUUAUGUUGGGGAAUUUGGGAGACUUCUUGAAUACUUCUGCCAUCACUAACUUGAGUUUUCUGGGCAGCCAGGAAGAGGGAUAUCCCGAUAAAUUGAAUCCCCAAGUCCAGAGUUAUUUGGAGGAGCAUCUUUUACGGUCGCUGAGCUCUCGCUGGUCGUUCGCCAAAGGAGCGCCCGCCGCCCGCCGGCCCGCGCUACGAAGACGAAUGUCCGUGAGGGGCGCUAUACGGAAAACACGCUCCAUCAACGUUGACUCUGAAACCCUCGGCAUGGAAGGUGAACACACGGGACCUCAUCUGGAGAAAAAGUCUUCCUGGCUAGAAAUAGAUCCUACCUUUGGGAAAAGCCCUUCACCUGAAAAGAGGGCCUUCACUAAAGGUACAUCAACUACUAGUCUUGGAGUAGUAGGCACCGGACCUGCAAUAGAGAUCACUAAGGAAGAUACACCUUCACCGCCCAAGGAAGAAGGUCCGGCGGGCCCCAGCGUGCCUCGCAGCCGCACGUGGUCGGACAACUCGUACUCGGAGCAGGAGACGGCGGAGCUGCUCGCGGCGCUGAGGGACGCGGACAGUCUGGACGACCAGGGAGACAUCCUGCAGUACCUGGUGGACACGCACGGGCUGGACUAUAACACGGGUAUUCAAGAGAACGGAAAAUCAGUAACAGUAAGAGAUUUGCUCAAAGUGUUGUACGAGAAGGCGUGCACUCAGAAGCUGUGGGGCCUGGUCAGACAUACGGCCGGCAUGCUGGGGAAGAGAGUCGAGGACCUGGCUAAAGCUGUCACGGAUCUGCUCGUGCGGCAGAAACAGAUUACUGUGGGUAUGCCGCCGAAUAACGAACAUACAGUCACAGCGCCCCUACCGGAGAACGAGCUUAGACAUCUCAUACAUCUGUCAUUCCGACGUGAGGGUCGCGGGAGUUGCAAGAAGGCGUACGGAGACGACGAGAGCACAGCCAUGUUGACUCAGGAGCUGCUGGUGUACCUGGCCAUGUUCAUACGGACGGAGCCGCAGCUGUUCCUGGAGAUGCUCCGGCUGAGGGUUGGCCUCAUUAUACAGGUGAUGGCUACUGAGCUCUCUCGGACUUUAUCGUGUGAUGGUGAAGAAGCCUCUGAACAUCUUCUCAACCUGUCUCCCUUUGAAAUGAAGAAUCUUCUUCAUCACAUACUCAGCGGGAAGGAGUUCGCUAUCAAUAGUGCAAACUCACAAAUAAUUGUAUUAAAGGAAAAAUACGGUAAAACUAAAGCGGGUCGAGGUAACUUCUCCAUAGUGAGCAACAAAUCAAACCGCUACACUAAGAAGUCACAGAUUAUACUUGAAGGACAGGGACUACAAGGAACCAUUGAUGAAGGUCCAUCAAGCGAGCCCGACCGUCAGGGUCAGUGGUUAAGAAGACGAAGACUUGACGGAGCUCUGAACAGAGUGCCUAGAGACUUCUACCCGAGAGUGUGGGGCGUGUUGGAAAAGUGCCAAGGUCUAGCCAUACAAGGAAAAGUGCUGCAACCGAAUCUGACCCAAGAGAUGACUCCCGGAGAGUUGAAAUUCGCUCUCGCUGUAGAAACAGUACUGAACUCGAUCCCACAACCUGAGUACAGACAACUGAUAGUAGAGGCGCUUAUGGUGAUCACAUUAGUAGUGGAGUACAAAGCGGUCGGGCAUCUCGGCGGGCUGAUAACAGUGGAACAUGUAGUGCAUAAAGCUAAUCAGAUAUUCUUGGAAGAUCAGACUCGUGUGAACGGAGACGCGACUCUAUGUUGCGCGAAGGUGUCUUCGGGCGAGGUAGGGGGUGCAGUAUGCGGGGGGGCGGCCGGCGUCUGUCAACACUUGUAUGACAGCGCGCCGAGCGGCAGCUACGGAACUAUGACGUACUUGGCGCGGGCCGUCGCCUCUCUACUUAGAGAUAGACUGCCUCACGACCAGCCCUUGGAGUGUACGGUCACGUAG